Messenger RNA from Seriola aureovittata, 3719 nucleotides. It is a transcript of the gene ribc1, whose product is annotated as RIB43A domain with coiled-coils 1. Lineage: Eukaryota; Metazoa; Chordata; Actinopteri; Carangiformes; Carangidae. The transcript is spliced from 8 exons. Bases 287 to 1423 code for a protein of 378 amino acids. The record is from RefSeq and is a predicted model, not a curated record.
UACAACUGUGUUGUGUAGAAGGCCCCAGUAACGAUAAAGUAGUAUCGCUUACAUUAUAGAUUAUGUUUAUUCUAGAGAGAAUAUGUGUUUUGUACAAGUGCACCAGUCACCGUCUAUUUGAUUUAUUUCUUAUAUAGCAUAAUAUGUUGAGAUGUUACCAUGGUUACCAAGGGCAUCCAAACACAACAGGACUCGAGCAGUGAAGCAGCUUCUUUGGUAUCCACAUCCACAUUGGUCUAAAGUCUUCAGAUUAAUUGAAAAUUGAGGCUCACUAGAAACGGUGACCAUGUACAAAGUGGAUUUGCCUGUAGAUCAGUCCAUUGAAAAGGCUGUGGAGAGGCGAAGGUCUGCAGCGACAGCUCGCAAGGCCAGAAUCUUCAACACCAGGCUACGUGUGAUGGGCCUCGACCUUGAUGCUCUGAAUCAACAAGUCCAGGAGAAAAAUCAUAAGGAAAACAUGGAGAAACAACGACACAAAGCUUUCGAUAAGCUGAGAGAGUAUCAUGAUGACAUACUGCUGCAGCAAGACAUUGAUGAAAGAGAGAGGCGGGCAGCUUUGCACACCGACCUGGCCCAGUACUGGACCAGUCAGCAGCGUGUGGAGGACUCUGAUGAUGCUGAUCUCAAGUGUGGCCUGAAGGGGGCAUUUGGGAUCACCAUUCCAGAGGGUGAACUGGGGCCUGCCAGCAUGCAAAUCUUUCAGGGAGAGGGUAUCAGAGAGGAGCAAACGAGGAGAGAACAAAUGAAACAGACAGAGAGAGAUCUGCGCGCGCAGAAGGAAGACAAUGCAAUAAGACACAUGGGAAACAAGCACAAAGAGAUGCUUGUGAGCAGAGAGCUGGUGCACCAGGACCUAAGGGGGGUUGAGCAAGCGGCUCAAGAGGAGGAGUUUAAGAAAGCUGCCCGCAUCGCAUACGACAACUACAAUCAAGCUCUGGCUGCAGAGCGGGCAGAGAAACUGAAGCAGCAGCACAGGAGGGAGGAAAGGGAGAACCUUGCAGAGGUGUGGCACACACUGACGUCUGACAUGAUGACAGAGUGUGCAGAAACAGCAAAGAGAGAGGUGGGAGGAGCCAAGCCCCCCCGGGUUCUGACUGACAGGUGGAAGGGGAUGAGCCCCGAGCAGCUGAGCACCAUCCGUGGGGAGAGAGAGGAACAGUGCCGUGAGAGACAGAGACAACAGGACACUAAGAGGAUUCAGGAUGCAGCGUGGGACCUUCAGCUCCUGAAGCUGUCCAGCGAAGCAGAGGAGAAGGAGACAAGAGCAGCAGAGCUGAGGAGACAGAGGAGGAUUCAGAUGGACCAGUACAACAUGCAGCUGGCCAGAGAGCAGCAGGCAUAUCAGGAGUACCUGAACAAGAAGCUAUACACCAACAAACCCACUAAGGACUACUUCUAUCAAUUCAACACCAGCUCCCGCUGACCAUCACACACCUUGCACAGGCUUGUCCUCCUGUCACAAUGUGCUAAUAAAAUCAAUUGAUUGUUAUACUCGCACUCAAUGAGAAUUGAAUCCUAAUUAAUCAAUGCUUACUGCUUAAUCUUAAGUGACACAUAUUCAUUGAUUUUAUUGGCUGAUACUGGUGACAAUAAAGGGAACCUUUUUUGGUACAGAUUGUUCCAUGUACUUUAUUUUUCAGUCAUAUAUCCAGUUACAGUGGUAGAUUCAUAAUGCAGUUACAGUUAUAUUGGCCCCAUGGUACAAGUCCACCCAACUCCUGACGUUCACCCAAGAUACAUAUAGAUACCAUCAGUCCCAUUACGCUAAUUGUGCACCCCACACACCACAUAGAGGCACAUCUCCACCCCAACAGGGACACACGCGCCGAGCCCCUCCCCUCCCCUCCCCUCUCAGGCAUUGUUGUUUAAAGUCUGUCUGUCUGCCUUUUCUGAGUUAUGAAGAGGCUUUUCUAAAUGAACCAAUUCACUUUUUGAAAGGGUUUUAUCUUUUAACUAUAAAAAGGGAGGAAAACAAUGGUGGAAAAGCAAAUGCCAGCAUCCCUGGCUUUCCCCUCGACACAUGAAAAGCAAAGAGUGAGUGGCAGUCGAGUGAGUAUCUGUGUGUGUACACUCAUUCCUCAUUCAAAGCUAACAUUUGCCCCGAACACUGACAAACACAGAUGUUUAGCAGCAGAUAGUCAAGUUAGAAUAUUGGCAUAUUUUGUGUCAUUCAUUGCUCCUGUAUGAAAAUAGAUUUUUUUAAAAGCUUUAUUUGUCCUGAGUGUGUCUGUAUAACCAACAACAGGGAGCUUACACACACCUCCUUCAGUGCCACUAGCCAUUUUAGACAUCCCAUAUUCUUUACCUCAGGGGCUGUCAGGUGAUGUUUGGACAGUGUCAAGCUUUUAUUUGUGUAGGGAGAACUGAGACAGCAGCAUUGCAUAUAGAUGCUCCCUGUGGUGUGCACAAACUGGCUUGCUGCAUCCCUGCUUCAAACAACUGCAUCAGACAAAAACGCCACAGAUAUUCACUGCACUGCAAUGCAUUGCUGGAUGAUUAUGGGCAUGAAUGCAAUCUUAGCUUUCAUCGUAAUGUAAGUACUACUAUCACUAAAUGACACUAAUGUACAAUUUUUUGAUUUUCAAAUUUUGAAAUGUUUGUAAACAUCUACAGAACAAUGUAGGAUUUUUUUUACUUUUUUUAACUUUUUUUCUUUCCUCAACUAUGAGCUAGUUUUGCUAAAUCUGCCAAAUCUUACUGCAGUCAUUAGUCAAAAAUGGAAAGUUUGAAUUCAUAGCAAUAGUACAAAGAAGAAAAGGUACAGCUUGCAACAUUUUAAAAUUAAGUGAUUUUAAACCUGCACAUUUUUCACAUUUUUUAUCAAACAUGGUGGGGUUCAUCAAAACAAUCUUUAAGGGUUGUAUUUACAUUCAGUGGGGAAAAAAAACUGUCCUUCCAGGUCAUCUCAUUACCAUUCUUCUCUCUCCUGUACCUUGUAGCUCAGAUUUCUUUUAUCAGUAGCAUGUAGAUAAAAUGUCUACCCAGCACUAAAAAGAAAAUACAUUCUCCGCGUUUGAUGCAAAUACCAACUGUUUGCCUUUAUUAUACAUCAACUGGCAAUCAUUACGCCUGUCUGCAAUGUCAGCUUGCAUUGAUGAAGGUCUGAAAAUAAAACUUGAGAGAGUGUUUGCCCACAAGACUCCACUCUCUAAUCUGUAAUAUACAUAAAUACUGCUCCUCAAACAAUUUGCGUAGUAUGAGAUGAACAGGUAUGAAAAGAUUGUUAAUUAGAGACAACAAUGUUUUUAAUACAGUGUAGAAAGAGACAAAGACAGAUACAGAAAGCUACACAUAGGUCUCGACACAAAAAAUUACAAUAUCAUUUCCAAUUAUGACAUUACACUUCUGGUGGGAAGGCGAGAGAGUAAUGACAUCAAUCUGGUGCUCUAUGCAGACCCAGCAGGCACAGGAACAUAUAAGGAGCAUGUACAUAUCUAUAAUACUGUAUUAUGGCUAAAUAGAUAGAUGUAGAUGCAGCUAUAUACACCAGAUGCUACUCAGCAUCUUCACAGCAAGUUCCCCUUAAUGCAUCCAAUGUUAUUUAUAGUAAGAAACUUGGCUUCACUUAGUUUCAAUGAAAACAUCUUGAUCUAUGAAAUAUGUCAAUAAAGAGAAGUCAUGAGCUUUAUAUAAAUAGUGUAGAACACAAUAUGAAAAAAUGAUGAUAAAAAUAAAAAUGUCCGACAAUGAAAAAGGAUGUUUUUUUUUUGUUUUUGUUU